This is a messenger RNA of Vitis riparia (riverbank grape), 1564 nucleotides long. Its product is annotated as putative UDP-rhamnose:rhamnosyltransferase 1. The transcript has a single exon. The record is from RefSeq and is a predicted model, not a curated record. Gene Ontology annotation, molecular function: UDP-glycosyltransferase activity. Bases 40 to 1446 code for a protein of 468 amino acids. Lineage: Eukaryota; Viridiplantae; Streptophyta; Magnoliopsida; Vitales; Vitaceae.
GUGCCUAUCUCCACAGCUCCAGUGACUUGGCCGGCGAAAAUGGCGGAUCUUCACGUAGUAAUGGUUCCAUGGUUGGCAUUCGGUCAUAUGAUUCCAUUUCUUCAGCUCUCUAUAGCAUUAGCCAAAGCUGGAGUGCGUGUCUCCUUUGUAUCAACUCCGAGGAACAUCCGCAGACUCCCUAAACUUCCUCCAGAUUUAGAGCCUCUGAUAAGCUUCGUGGAGCUUCCAUUGCCGGCGGUGGACGGUGGUCUCUUGCCGGAAGAUGCAGAGGCCACUGUGGACGUUCCCACUGAGAAAAUUCAGUACUUGAAGCUUGCUUAUGAUCUCCUGCAACACCCCUUUAAGAAGUUCAUUGCAGAUCAAUCUCCGGAUUGGAUUAUUAGCGAUACUAUGGCUCAUUGGGUGGUCGAGAUUGCAGAAGAGCAUCGGAUUCCUUCAAUGACCUUCAUUUUGUUCUCCUCUGCCGCAGCUGUUUUCGUUGGGCCUAAUGAAUGUCUAAUCGGUGAAGGUAGAAGGAGGAUUCGGCCGUCGCCUGAGAGCCUGACAUCAUCACCGGAGUGGGUCAGUUUUCCAUCUUCGGUAGCUUUCCGGGGAUAUGAAGCUAGAACUUGCUACGCAGGAUUCUUCGGAGAGAAUGUUUCUGGGAUAACUGAUGCCCAUAGGGUUGCCAAGGUAUGCCAUGCAUGUAAAGCUGUGGCUGUACGCAGCUGCAUUGAAUUUGAAGGUGAGUACCUGAAUAUACAUGAGAAAAUCAUGGGGAAGCCGGUGAUUCCAGUGGGUUUCCUUCCACAGGAAAAACAAGGAGGAAGAGAAACCACUGAAGGACCAUGGAGUGAGAUCUUCAAAUGGCUUGAUGAACAAAAACCCAAGUCGGUUGUGUUUGUAGGGUUUGGGAGUGAGUGUAAGUUAACCAAAGAUCAAGUCCAUGAGAUAGCUUACGGGCUAGAGCUAUCCGAAUUGCCAUUUCUGUGGGCACUUAGAAAACCCAACUGGACUAUGGAAGACAUUGAUGCUCUACCUUCUUGUUUCAGUGACCGGACGUCCGGCAAAGGGAUAGUAUGGAUGGGGUGGGCACCACAGAUGGAAAUUCUGGCGCACCCAUCAAUUGGGGGUUCACUGUUUCACUCUGGGUGGGGUUCAGUUAUAGAGACUCUUCAAUCUGGGCAUUGCCUUGUUUUAUUACCACUUAUAGUUGAUCAGGGGUUGAAUGCAAGACUGCUUGUGGAGAAGGGUUUGGCUGUGGAAAUAGAGAGAAGCGAGGAUGGAUCCUUUAGUAGGGAGGAUAUAGCAAAGUCUUUGAGGGUAGCCAUGGUGUCGGAGGAAGGCGAGAAGCUGAGGGCACGUGCAAGAGAGGCCGCUGCAAUCUUCAUUGACAAGAGGCUGCAACAGGAGCACUAUAUUGGUGGAUUGGUCAAGUAUCUGAAAGCUGAAGUUUCCGAAAAAUGAUCAUCUCAUAUGUUGUCUGACAAGAAUUGUGGUAUUAUGCUUUAUAAAACAAAAUGUUGGUUUAUGACACAAUUAAGAGUUUGGUAUUAAUUAAGUUAUAUGUGAGGAGUCCUUUGUC